GUGGUGAUGGGGGCGGGGGGGGGGGGGGUGGCAUGGCUGGGGAGGCGGGGUGUGCCCCCUCCCUGGGCAUCCUCUGCGCUUGCCUCGUCCCAGCAGCUGCGCCAUGGCCAUCGGGGAGGAGCUGCGGAGCGGGUCCUUCUGGCGGGGGGUGCUGGCGGAGGCAGCGGCGACCCUCAUCUUCGUGGGGGUGGUGCUGGGCGCCUCGGCGGCCCCGGGGCCCCUGGCGCCGGCGCUGGCCGGGGGGCUGGUGGCUGGGGGGCUGGCCUGCACCCUCGGGGCCCCCCAGGCCAACCCGGCGCUCACCCUGGCCCUGCUCUGCACCCGCAAGCUGGGCGUCCUGCGUGGGGCCACCGGGCUCCUGGCCCAGUGUGCCGGGGCCGUGCUGGCCUCCGCUGCUGCCCACCUGGUGCUGCCGGAUGACACCGGCCUCGUCACCAGGGUGACCGCGGCGGGGACGGCGGGGCAGGCCCUGGCCUGGGAGACCUUUGCCACCUUCCAGCUGGCGCUGGCCGCCUUCGCCGACGCCGACCGGGCGGCACCCCUGGGCGGGCUGGCCCUGGGCAGCGCCGUGGCUGCCGGCGCCCUGGCUGCGGGGCCGUUCUCGGGAGGCAGCAUGAACCCGGCGCGAUCACUGGGGCCGGCCAUCGUCACCGGCAUCUGGGAUGACCAUUGGGUGUACUGGCUGGGGCCAGUGCUGGGUGCGCUGCUGGCCGGGCUCUGCUAUGAGUUCAUCUUGGCCCCCGGAGCCUCCCGGGAGAAGCUGGGCGCCUGCCUCGCCUGCCGGGACGUGGCGCUGGUGGAGACCACCAGCCCGUCCCCCUCCUCGCCCUCCGCCCGCGGCCCCCCGGCCCCCCCGCCCGAGCGGGGCCAGGAUACGGCCUGACCCCCCCCCCGACCCCCUGCUCCGGGUCGCCGCCAGCCCCCAAGCCCAGCACCGUCCGUGGAGCACGGUGCCCCCCCAGGAGGAUGGUGGGGCUGGGGGGGCGGGGGGGGGGUCCGUGCACAGAUGGCUCCAGUCCCUCCCUCCCCACGAUCACCCUCUCCCCCCCUCGGGAGGAUUAAAGGUGGCUUUGGGUGGCAGCUGGGUGCAGAGUGUUGCUGGGGGGGGGUGUGUGCUGCAAGACCCCCAUCCUGCGCCCUCGGGCAUGGGAGCACCCUGAUGCCGGGGUCCUCCCCCGUGCCCCCCACCCCGGAGCCAUGCCCCCUCCCUGGCCGCCCC
This is a messenger RNA of Chroicocephalus ridibundus (black-headed gull), 1219 nucleotides long. RefSeq names its product aquaporin-2-like. Gene Ontology annotation, cellular component: plasma membrane. Gene Ontology annotation, biological process: water transport; transmembrane transport. Gene Ontology annotation, molecular function: water channel activity. Bases 104 to 883 code for a protein of 259 amino acids. The transcript has 5 exons. NCBI's taxonomy places the organism in Eukaryota, Metazoa, Chordata, Aves, Charadriiformes, Laridae. The record is from RefSeq and is a predicted model, not a curated record.